Molecule: messenger RNA, 2350 nt
Organism: Photinus pyralis (common eastern firefly)
Lineage: Eukaryota; Metazoa; Arthropoda; Insecta; Coleoptera; Lampyridae
Gene: Sec10
Product: exocyst complex component 5
Exons: 14
Coding region: 119-2254 (711 amino acids)
Biological process (GO): exocytosis; Golgi to plasma membrane transport
Cellular component (GO): exocyst; cytoplasm
Source: RefSeq, a predicted model, not a curated record
CUUAACAAUGUUCGGUUGUCAACGUUUUGUAGCUAAGUUCGUGUGAUUUGUUGAAUCACAUAACCUACAACUGUAUGUAUACUUUUUUAGUUUUUGUAAUUCACAAUUUCUAUUCAAAAUGAUGCAACAAUACAUCAAAGAACUUGAACAGGAACCGUUCGAUGCCGAAGAGUUUGUUGAACGUUUAGCCUGGAGAACCAUAGCCGAAACUAAAAAAGAAGGCGAAGAGCACUUCAAUCCGACCCUACUGCACGACUCCUUUGUACAAGCCAUUAAAGAUUUGACCCUAUUACAAGAACGACAGCAGAAAAAGUGUGAAAGAUUGGAGGCCGUCGUGCGACAAGACGAACUUGUCUUUUUUCAAGAAAUCCAGGCAUUGCAGGAAAAAAAUAAGGGUGCUGUGCAUACGUUUCAAGAGUUGGACGGAAAAAUAAAUAACGUCGCCACCAAGGUUCUGCAUUUAGGUGACCAGUUGGAUAGUGUCAAUGGACCACGGUCUCGAGUCGUAGAAGCCCAACGACUUAUGUCGCAUUUAAACGAUUUUAUAGCCACAGAACCGGCCACAUCAAUAUUUAACGAUCCUUUUAAAAUAGAUGAGAGUGCUGAUGUUAUACAGAAAUUACACUUAAUCGCCCAAGAUUUACCUACCCCGAAAUUUGAAGACGCAAAAAAGAAAAUUGAACGUAAAUAUGAUGAAACGGAAAGAGUGUUGAUUGAAGACUUCUGUACAGCGCAUAAAAAUCAUGAUUUUAAACGUAUGAAGGAGAUUUCGAAUGUGUUGUCGCAGUUCAAAGGUUUCUCACAAUGCGUUGAUGCAUUUAUUGAGCAAAGUCAAGCUGGUUGCUUAGCUAACAAGGAUAUGUUUGUGUACCUUCUUCCACUUUGUAAGGAGAAUUAUGAGAUUAUCAAGCUCGUAUUUAACAACACUGAGCAGGUGAUGGCGAAGUUUGUACUUAAUAUCUAUCAUUUAAAACUGCAAGAACAUAUUUCGGAGCAGCUAUCUCAAAAUUUGGAUACAUACACAUAUUUACGUCGACUUUAUGAUCUAUACUCAAAAACAAAUCAGCUUUCAAAUGAUCUAGCAAAUUUUAAUAUGGGAAGCGAUAAAAAUUAUUUAAAUAAGCUAACUAAUAAAAUCUUUCAAAAGUACAUGGAUAACUAUUUAAGUUUAGAGUUAAAGUGCCUACGUGAACGAAGUUCGGCAAAUUUGCAAAAGUAUUACGAAUCGAAAAAUCAUCAGAAGAAACAAAUUCAGUCGGGCGGUUUUCAAGACUUACGACGUGAUCUACAAGCGGUGAUCGGAACGCGUGCAAACAUUAACAUAGCUCAGAUUGAGAAUUAUGGAGGUGAAACCUUUCUAUCGGAAGAGUUGGCAAUCACAAUCCUGCAGGAUACUAAGCACGCAUUUCAACGAUGUCAGAUGCUCUCCAGGGCGGACGAACGAGCUUCGAAUGCAACACAGCUUCUCGAUUGCUUACUAGUGGCUCUCAUUACCGAGCAUGUGGAUUAUGCCCUAGAAAUAGGUUUACACGCAAUUCCGGUUGCAGAAGGGCCACGGACUCCGCCUACAAUUUAUUUUUUUUCGAUUGUGCACCAAAGCAAUAUUAUUAUUCAUUUAUUUGAAAAGCAGUUUUCCGAUUUGGUUGUGCCGUUAGUAAUCAACACGUCAAAGUAUAACGACUGUCUUCAUAAGAAAAAAUUUGUGCUGGAUGAUGUGGAACGCAAAAUCAACACCGGUUUAGAUCGGUCAUUAACCGCAAUCGUGACUUGGGUCAAAUUAUAUUUACAAGCCGAACAGAAGAAGAGCGAUUUUAAACCAGAAACGGAUGACUUCGAUACAGUUGCAUCUUCGGCAUGUAAGACAGUGGGACAGUACAUAAGAUCAAUUAUAAACCAAAUCCAAUCAAAUAUCGACGGUAAUAAUGUUUCAGCAUUAUUACAAGAUUUUGGCCUCAAGUUACAUCGUGUAAUUUACGACCACAUGCUACAGUUUCAAUACAACACAGCAGGAGCAAUGGUGGCAAUAUGCGAUUUAAACGAAUACCGUUCGAUAACAAAGGUUCUUGGUCCUUUAGUAAUGAGGCUGUUCGAUACCUUGAACGCUUUGUGUAAUUUACUAUUGGUAAAGCCCGAGAAUCUGCAACAAGUCUGCUCGGAGGAUUCACUGGUGGAUCUUGAUAAAUCGGUCUUAAAUAAUUUCAUUCAGUUACGUAGUGACUUUAAGAGCCAGAAGCAGAAUAUUUUAAAAGUUUAGUUGUAAACAUUUAUAUAUAUAAAAAGGUUUUUUAAUGUAUAUUGUGUAUACUUAUUACAAAUGCACUAUUUAAAAUUAAAAAUUAACAUAAACUUU